AUACGAGUGAAGAUAACGGUCACAGGCUGUGUAGACAAAUGCUAAUCAGUAUAAGCUAGCCCCUGCGCUCUCCUCGGCCACAGCGCUUUUUAGGGGUAUAGAAGAAUAUAUCAAGAUCCAAAGUAAGUAAUGACCUCGCCCCCGUCAGGAAAACUGAUAUGGGCGCUGCUCCUCUGCAUGGCUGCGGGUGCCACGGGCGCGAGCGACGGAGAGGGCCCUGAGGAAGACACCCCCUGGACCUUACACCCGGCGCAGAUCGAGCGGAGGCGGGAGCGCUACGGCGACCCCCUGGAAAAGGCAUCCAGGGGGAUUCCGAGAUUCCUGUUUGAGGAUUCCGACGAGGACGGCGAGGCGGAGAGAAAAAACGACGUUUCAUGGGUUGAGGGAAUCUACCUCCCUCUCAGAGACCCGUCAUUAGUGCCCAGCGAGACGUGUCGAAACGACGUCGACGCCAUUUUGAAGGUUCUGGAGUCCCCUAUCCUGUCAGCGAUCAUUAACAGCAAUAACCGGUUCUGGAAUUGGUUUCUGGUAGACUCCUGGGGCAAGACGGGCGACGGGAUCCUGGACGGCAACCUCCUGCUGUGGGGAAUGCCGGGCGAGUGCACUAUGCUGUACGUCAAAGAGUCCCUCCCUUUGUGGAACGUCAACACCUCUUUCUCGGGGCGUUACUGCCUCGUUCACACGGAGAGCCUCCACGACGAAGGAAACGACACGCUAAUGGCCGGUCCAGCAACCCGCGUAGGAGCCUCCAUGACCGCCACUAGUUUCCCUUCCAUCUUCCAGUUCGGGACCUGCAUUCCCUCCAGCUGCACCUCCGAGGACAUGAUGGCUAGCCUCAACGUAACCAUGCACAUCGGCGGGAAAAAACCCAGUUACGUAGACUGUCUUGAGGACAAAGAACUCGAUGGUGGAGACAUUGCCUACAUCGUAGUGCUGUCUGUCUUGGGGGCCCUGAUGCUGGGUGGUGCCCUUGCUGAUUGGCUCAUUGGAGAAAAACAGGAGUUACGGGAGGGUCAUCUUCGCUUUCUACUCGUGUUCUCUGUCUCCAGUAACCUGAAGAAAAUAUUUCAGAUAAACAACAAACAAAGUCCCUCUGUGAUUACCUGUCUACAGGGCAUGAGGGUGCUGAGUAUGGCAUGGAUCUUAUGGGGCCAUUCUUUCGGCGUAAAAAUGGGAAUCUCCAAAAAUCUCAUCGGCGCGCACAGGCUGACCAGCAAGGUAAUUGACCAGACGUAUGUUAACGCGACUUAUAGCGUGGACACAUUUUUCUUCAUGAGUGGCCUGUUGGUGGUGUACGGGGUCAUGAGGGAGCAGCAGAGGUCAGGCAAGGUCAACUGGAUAUUGUUCUAUAUCCAUCGUAUUAUUAGGUUAGUAUGCUUUAUUUUAUUUUUUUUUCUGCCGAUGCCAACCUCUUGUUAUUAUUAUUGAUAGUUGUAUUAUCAUU
This is a messenger RNA of Penaeus chinensis, 1444 nucleotides long. RefSeq names its product nose resistant to fluoxetine protein 6-like. The transcript is spliced from 10 exons. The record is from RefSeq and is a predicted model, not a curated record. Gene Ontology annotation, molecular function: acyltransferase activity, transferring groups other than amino-acyl groups. Lineage: Eukaryota; Metazoa; Arthropoda; Malacostraca; Decapoda; Penaeidae. Bases 130 to 1428 code for a protein of 432 amino acids.